Molecule: messenger RNA, 1935 nt
Organism: Equus caballus (horse)
Lineage: Eukaryota; Metazoa; Chordata; Mammalia; Perissodactyla; Equidae
Gene: GTF2H3
Product: general transcription factor IIH subunit 3
Biological process (GO): regulation of DNA-templated transcription; nucleotide-excision repair
Cellular component (GO): transcription factor TFIIH holo complex; transcription factor TFIIH core complex
Source: RefSeq, a predicted model, not a curated record
GCGCCGGAAGUUGGAGUGCACGGGAUCCGGGAGACUCGCUGGAGAGCGCUUGGCUGUGCGCUGAGGGACCUUGGCCGCCAUGGUCUCAGACGAAGAUGAAUUGAAUCUUCUAGUUAUCAUAGUUGAUACCAACCCAAUAUGGUGGGGAAAGCAAGCAUUAAAGGAAUCUCAGUUUACUUUAUCAAAAUGCAUAGAUGCAGUGAUGGUGUUGGGAAAUUCUCAUUUAUUCAUGAAUCGGUGCAACAAACUCGCUGUGAUAGCAAGCCACAUUCAAGAAAGUCGAUUCUUAUAUCCUGGAAAGCAUGGCAGGCUUGGAGACUUCUUCGGAGACCCCGGCAACGCUCCUUCUGAAUUUAAUCCCUCAGGGAGUAAAGAUGGAAAAUACGAGUUGUUAACAGCAGCCAAUGAAGUUAUUGUUGAAGAGAUCAAAGAUCUAAUGACCAAAAGUGACAUAAAGGGUCAGCAUACAGAAACUCUGCUGGCAGGAUCCCUCGCCAAAGCUCUUUGCUACAUUCAUAGAAUGAACAAGGAGGUUAAAGAUAAUCAGGAAAUGAAAUCAAGGAUAUUGGUGAUAAAGGCUGCAGAAGACACCGCAUUGCAGUAUAUGAACUUCAUGAAUGUCAUCUUCGCAGCACAGAAACAGAAUAUUUUGAUCGAUGCCUGUGUUUUAGACUCCGAUUCAGGACUCCUCCAACAGGCUUGUGACAUCACAGGGGGACUGUACCUGAAGGUGCCUCAGAUGCCCUCCCUCCUGCAGUAUUUACUGUGGGUUUUUCUUCCUGAUCAAGAUCAGAGGUCUCAGUUAAUCCUCCCACCCCCAAUUCAUGUUGACUACCGGGCUGCUUGCUUCUGUCAUCGAAAUCUCAUUGAAAUUGGCUAUGUCUGUUCUGUGUGCUUGUCAAUAUUCUGCAAUUUUAGCCCUAUCUGCACUACGUGCGAGACAGCCUUUAAGAUUUCUCUACCUCCCGUACUGAAGGCCAAGAAAAAGAAACUGAAAGUGUCUGCAUGAUAAUAAAAAAUUUCCCCCCAUCCUUUAGAGCUAUUAACAGAAAUCGUAUGGCGGAAUCUUUGUUGGAAAGGCUCUGAAAAAAAUACGGAUGUGUGUAAGAUAAUUUUUAAUGAAAUUUCUUACAAGAAAUAUUUCUAAAACCUCAUCCUCAUCUUGUGCUUCUCGGGGACUGAUUUAUUUGAGGGAGUCAUUCUAUGUGAUAUAUCCUGAAAUCUUUUCUGACUGGUUUUUGUCCAGAAAGGAGGAAGAAAGCAGCACUCUAUGGCUUUUUUUAAUGGGAUGAUGGCUCGUCAGUGAGUCCUGACUGACUGUAGGCUGUCAAACAUGCUCCCCAAGGCCAGGUGCUUCCUGUGGCACACUCGGCAUGUGAGAUUGGAGCACAGGCUUGGAAAGAGUGGCUGUUUAUGCAGUAAUGGCAUUAAUCAACAUAGAACAUCUUCCUUGAAUCAGCAGUUAACUUUGACAAUAGUCAUGUAGAUAAAAUCCUUAUUUUCUAAAUUGAGAUUUAACUGCAGGUGUUAGCACAUAGUUACUGUUUCGUUUGACAUCACUACUUGUUUGGACAAAGUUAUGCAAAUAAUAAUAAUUUGUCAACUGAAUAACUACAAAAUCUGACUUUAAAUGAGUGAGGAGAGUGAGUGCAGUAGUCUGGUAGCAACUUUUUCUUCAAAAACCUUUGUGUGACGAGGUUACUUGUGAAAGCUAACGUUUGAGUUCAGAGGGGGAAUUUCCCAGGGGGAAUGGAUUCUUUACAGCUAAGUGUAGCCCCCAGAUAGAAUUCUUUCCUUUUUUAAUGAGGGGAGGGGAAGUGUUAAUAUUGGAGAACUGCUCUCUAGAAGCUUUGGACUUCAUACUGAAAACUUCUGUAAGUUCAAAAGAAAAAUUAUGUGUAAUUUCAAUAAUAAAAAACUUAUUUUUCUGUGUAA